Messenger RNA from Lathyrus oleraceus (garden pea), 1164 nucleotides. RefSeq lists its product as uncharacterized. NCBI's taxonomy places the organism in Eukaryota, Viridiplantae, Streptophyta, Magnoliopsida, Fabales, Fabaceae. The record is from RefSeq and is a predicted model, not a curated record. The transcript has a single exon. The coding region runs from base 1 to 1164 and encodes 387 amino acids.
AUGUCACAACAUCAAGAUACAUCUGCUUCUAAAAAUACUAAGUCUACUCCAAAAUUUAGUGUUCCUCCCAUGGGCGUCCCUGAUGAUGAGAUUCUGGAUGUUGCUCCUCUCUCUGUUAUUCCCGUCGCGGACAUUGAUUUGAACCAACCAAUCUCCAUUGAUGCCUCCGCUUCUGCAUGUUUCAAUCAAGGUAAUCCCUCUAGUAUUCCGUCUGGUUCAACUCCUGUCACUAAGUAUAAGGAAGGAACACAUUAUACUGAUCAUGUUAUAAGAGACAUAGUUACUAGAAUUGUUAAUGAAAGCCACUCUCUGAAGGGGGUUUCUACUCCCCUUGCUCAAAUAUAUUCCCCUCCUGAGGUUGAACAACCUAGUGGUAAGGGUGAUGAUUCCUCAAGUUCUGAAAAGGCCUUGGUUGCUGAAGGGUUGCGCCCUCUAGGGCAAACCGUGUCUGACAAAGGGAAAUUUAUGGCCUCUAACAUGGCUAAUGCUUCCCACUCUGAGAAGUAUGAUGAUGCAAAUGUUGUGAUUGAUCUAGAGAAUGGUAGCUCUAAUCAUCAAGAGGAAAGUUUGAUUCAUCAUAUAAAGCCAAGUGUGGCUAAACGCAUGAAGACUCGCAAAGGAAAAUUUGUGGCUGAACUUAUGUCAGCUAGAGAAGCUAAGAAGACUGUUGUCAUUGGUCCCUCCAAACCAUGGAGCAAGGUUGAAAUAAAGAAGAGGAAGGUCAGAGAUGAUUCUGAGCCUAAAGAGGAUGUUGAGGAAGAUGUCCCUGACAUCUCGCCUGCGAAGAAAACUACUGUUAGGAAGUCUCCUGUUAAAGUACAUGUUGUCCAUUUGGAUAACAUCUCCUUCCAUCUUGAGGAUGGAGCUGCUAAAUGGAAAUUUGUGAUUCAGAGAAGGAUAGUUGUGGAAAGGGAAUUGGGAAAAGAUGUUGCUGAUGUCAAGGAGGUCAUGGACCUGAUACAAGCGAGUGGGCUUUUGAAGACUGUUGCUGGGUUUUCUCAAUGCUACGAAGGUUUAGUCAAGGAAUUUAUUGUUAAUAUUCCUGAGGAUAUUUCUGAUAAGAAUAACAAGGAGUUCUGCAAGGUGUAUGUGAGGGGUAAGUGUAUAACAUUCUCUCCUACUGUUAUUAAUAAUUUUCUAGGCCGAAAUAAUGAGGGUGCAUGA